CGACAAAUUCGACACCACUUAUCAGGUUUGUGAAACAACACUCCAUCCACAAAUCGAUCGAUCGAUCGAUCGGUUUCUCUCGAAAUCAAUUGCGAUCUACAUCUAUUUUCGAAUCGUCUGUUCGAUCAGAACGCAGAGUGAUUCGCGAUCAUUAUAUGAUGUAUUUGUGUUGUGGGAGGUUUGGAUCAGAUUCGAAAUUUUGAGUAGUGUCAUGUGUAAUGUGGAUCAGAUUCGAAAUCUAUGUGAAUCUUCGUUAUGUUAUUGUGUGUUUGUUUUGGAAAAUGUUGCAGGCAACUAUUGGGAUUGAUUUUUUGUCGAAGACAAUGUACCUUGAGGAUAGGACUCUUCGUCUCCAGCUAUGGGAUACUGCCGGGCAGGAAAGGUUUCGAAGUCUGAUACCAAGUUAUAUCAGAGAUUCCUCUGUUGCUGUCAUUGUCUAUGAUGUUGCUAAUAGGCAGUCAUUCUUGAACACCUCCAAGUGGGUUGAGGAUGUUCGUACAGAGAGAGGUAACGAUGUCAUAAUUGUUCUGGUGGGUAACAAAACAGAUCUCGUUGACAAGAGGCAAGUGUCGAUAGAAGAAGGGGAUAACAAAGCUCGUGAUUUUGGAGUGAUAUUCAUAGAGACGAGUGCAAAAGCUGGAUUUAACAUCAAGCCACUAUUCCGAAAGAUCUCAGCAGCAUUACCAGGAAUGGAUACACUUUCUUCAGCGAAACAAGGCGAUAUGGUUGAUGUCAACCUAAAGUCAUCCAACCAUUCGUCUCAAGCGGAGCAACAAAGUGGUGGCUGUUCGUGUUGAUUAAUUUUUGUUAAAAAAUAUACUUUAACAGCAACAGAGUAUGGAGAUUUUUUUAAAGAUUCACAACUUGAUUGAGUAAAUAAACUCUGGUGUAAGGAAAGAGAAUUUUUACUUGGCAACUCUAGUAUUCUUUAAGAUGUUUUGAGUUCAAUAUUGAGCUGUGUAAUAAUGACGCUUGAAAGCUUAAGACAAAAUGUUUUGCUCUGUUCUGA
Molecule: messenger RNA, 1009 nt
Organism: Brassica napus (rape)
Lineage: Eukaryota; Viridiplantae; Streptophyta; Magnoliopsida; Brassicales; Brassicaceae
Product: ras-related protein RABH1e
Exons: 6
Coding region: 219-797 (192 amino acids)
Molecular function (GO): GTP binding; GTPase activity
Source: RefSeq, a predicted model, not a curated record